GUCCGAGUCCGGGUCCCGGGCAACCCCUCCCCACGCGCCUGGGAGGGGAAGAGGGAGGAGCGGCCUGGCCACCGCAGCCAAUAGCAACCGCGGCUUCCUGGUCCGAUCUCCGACGCCGCUAAACAUUGGUCGCCGCUCGGGUCUCGGCCCACCGAACCUUUGCCUCCUAAGCCAAUCGCGAGGCGGCGAGGCGACCCCGGGUUCCCCUGCUCGGGCGGCGGCGCGGGUGGCGGUGACAGGCUGCGCGAGCCGGCACCCCCCACUCCUCCUCCCCGGCGCGAGGCGCGCAGCAGGCUCCACCAUGGAGCCCGCCUUGUCGCUGGCCGUGUGCGCGCUGCUCUUCCUGCUCUGGAUCCGCGUGAAGGGGCUGGAGUUCGUGCUCAUCCACCAGCGCUGGGUGUUCGUGUGCCUCUUCCUGCUGCCGCUCUCGCUCAUCUUCGACAUCUUUUACUAUGUGCGCGCCUGGGUGGUGUUCAAGCUCAACAGCGCGCCGCGGCAGCACGAGCAGCGCGUGCGGGACAUCCAGAAACAGGUGCGGGAAUGGAAGGAACAGGGCAGCAAGACCUUCAUGUGCACAGGACGCCCAGGCUGGCUCACUGUCUCACUGCGGGUUGGGAAGUACAAGAAGACACAUAAAAACAUCAUGAUCAACUUGAUGGACAUUCUGGAGGUGGACACCAAGAAACAGAUUGUCCGUGUGGAGCCCUUGGUGACCAUGGGCCAGGUGACUGCCCUGCUGAACUCCAUUGGUUGGACUCUACCGGUGUUACCCGAGCUGGAUGACCUCACUGUGGGGGGCUUGAUCAUGGGUACAGGCAUCGAGUCAUCGUCCCACAAGUACGGCCUGUUCCAGCACAUCUGCACUGCCUACGAGCUGGUCCUUGCUGACGGCAGCUUUGUGCGGUGCACACCGUCAGAAAACUCAGACCUGUUCUAUGCGGUGCCCUGGUCCUGUGGGACUCUGGGCUUCCUGGUGGCUGCCGAGAUUCGCAUCAUCCCUGCCAAGAAGUACGUGAAACUGCGCUUUGAGCCGGUUCGGGGCCUGGAGACCAUCUGUGAAAAGUUCACUCAGGAAUCCCAGCGGCUGGAGAAUCACUUUGUGGAAGGACUGCUCUACUCCCUGGAUGAGGCCGUCAUCAUGACCGGGGUCCUGACGGACCAGUUGGAGCCCAGCAAGCUAAAUAGCAUUGGCAGUUACUACAAGCCCUGGUUCUUCAAGCACGUGGAGAAAUACCUGAAGGCAAACCGAGAAGGCCUGGAGUACAUCCCCUUGAGACACUACUACCACCGGCACACGCGCAGCAUCUUCUGGGAGCUCCAGGACAUCAUUCCCUUCGGCAAUAACCCCGUGUUUCGCUACCUCUUUGGCUGGAUGGUGCCUCCCAAGAUCUCCCUCUUGAAGCUGACCCAGGGCGAGACCCUGCGCAAGCUGUACGAACAGCACCACGUGGUUCAGGACAUGCUGGUGCCCAUGAAGUGCCUGAAGCAGGCCCUGCACACCUUCCACAAUGACAUCCACGUCUACCCCAUCUGGCUGUGCCCCUUCAUUCUGCCCAGCCAGCCGGGCCUGGUGCACCCCAAGGGAGACGAGGCUGAGCUCUACGUAGACAUUGGUGCAUAUGGGGAACCACGCAUAAAACACUUUGAAGCCAGGUCCUGCAUGAGACAGUUGGAGAAGUUUGUCCGAAGCGUGCAUGGGUUCCAGAUGCUGUAUGCUGACUGCUACAUGGACCGGGAAGAGUUCUGGGAAAUGUUUGACGGCUCCCUGUACCACAAGUUACGGGAGCAGCUGGGUUGCCAGGAUGCCUUCCCCGAGGUGUACGACAAAAUCUGCAAGGCUGCCAGGCACUGAGCGGGGGCCCUCCCGGACAGAGACAGAGGAGCCUGUGGACCCUGCUUCCAGGACCCUUCACUCAGGCUUAGCUGCUCUCCCAGACCCACACUUCCAGAAGAAACCCCUCCAGAAACCCCAUCCAGGCAGAUCUGAUGACAUGUCCUGGCUCCCCAGGACAGCCCAGUCCAGUGAACAGGACCUGAGACUUGGAGUCAGACCUGACUCCACUUCCCAGUUUAGCCACUCAGCACCUUUGAGCCCAGCUCUUUAUCUCAAGUCAUGGGGUACCAGUAACUGCCUCAGCUGAGCUACUGGAUAGGUAGUAACUGUUUUUUACUGCUUUCCCUUCAGCAUCCCAUCUGACUGAAAUGCUCUAGGUUCAACAGUUGGGUCAAGCAGAUUCCGUGUUAGGUGGCCUGCACACAGGUUUGGCUGGAAUGAUGAAGGGGAUGCCCCAGAGUCCUGCCAUUGCCUCAGUUUGGCAGAAGAGUUCCUCACAGACUGAAAGAAAGAGGUCCUUCUUCAUCCCUUCAGUCUCCCAGGGCCCCAGAUGGGCAGGAAGGCCCAAGAUGUGCUGUGCCAAAGCCAGGUCCCAAUACCAGUGUUUUCUCUGCUGCCUUUGGUGAUGUCCUGUUCCUCUCUCCUUUGUGCUCAGACUUGCACUCCCAGCCCAGCCACCACCCAGGUCUCCUCAGAGGGGAUCAUGCCUGCUGAAGAGGGCAUUUCAGGGCUGCGUCCUGUCGCCAGCUGGCCCUGGGCAGCAUCCAGGUGGAACGGUGGCUACUGCUCUGAUCUGUAGCUCUUGGCCUCCUUCCUGGCUCUCUAACACUUCCUAUCCCUGUCCCUGGAACCCACAGAGCCAGUGUGGAGAUGCAGCCAUGCUGCCAUGCUGGAGGGCUGGAGGCUCAUCAGUCAGGAAUAUGGAGCCCGCCGAUAUGUUUUAUGAGGGUUCUCGCUGGGGCUGAAAGGAAAGGGGGAUCAACUCAAGUGCUCCAAACACUCGUCCUUUUUAAUGUUUUUUUCUCCCCUCCCCGCAGUUGUAGUUAAUUUCAGUGCCUUACAAAUCCUAAACUCAGAGAAAAGUUCGCCCCAAUUCCCUCCAUUCCUGAGGGCAGGGAGCCUCCCUAGGUCCUUCCCCCACUUAUUAAUGCUUAGUCGUUUAUGCAACUCCCCUUUGAGAAGUGCCCACAGUCUCAGCAGGAGGGAGGGAAGCUGCUCUGAUAGUGAAUGCAGACAGAGGCCAUUUGUCCUCCAGGAUGCCCCCUUCCACAUGAGGCUAUAAGAUGUGCCUGGGCCUCUGCUCCAGGAGGGCAUGGCUGUUCAGAAGCUCUGGGUUCAGCCCUCCACAGAAAGUCUCAUGUAUGGAAACGGGAGAAAGGCGAUCAAGUGCACACCUGGAGGUUGUAUGCCAUUCAAGAUUAUUCCUCUGGCUCGAGGCCAGGUUUCAUCCCUUUUCCAAAAAGGCUUGCAGGACAGUGCCAUUGUUGACACUCUGAGUUGCCAGGAUCCUUAUAGAGUCACACUAUGACUGCUGCUCACCCAGCCCACCCAGGAUGGCACUCCUGAAGGGCUCAGCAUGCCCCUAAGUUCGGGCCAAUCCAUGGCACUCAGAAAGGAAAAAAACCUGUCCUCCUUUGGCCUCUGGCAUAUGAGAAAUUAAGAGACUGUGUCUUCAGCUUAUACGCAAAGCACAUGAGUCCUGGCAUUUGCUCUGACGGUGAGCUCAAGGGGGUCCUGCUCAGUGGUCUGCUAAUGAUUCUACUUCAGUAGAGGAAUGGUUAACCUGGGCAAGAGCACCCUGGCAGCCUCUCACCAUCCUUACGCCUCAGAGUGGCCAGAGAUGCCAGCAGCCUCUCAGCCAUAGUCUUACAAACCAAAAUCUUGCCCUUCACAGACCUCCCCAGAGCCCAGGGCAUCUACAUCAAUAUUUCACUCCCCUAGUAUGUUGCCUGGAGAGUGGCAGUCUUCCAAGCAUGAUGCACCUAACCACCAGUUUUUUUUCUUCUUCCUUUUGGCCAGUCCCAGCACUGUCCAUCCAAAUGGUGGUUUCACUUUGCACCCAAUGGCAAUGCAUGUGGAAAGGAACAAGAAUAGACCUCUCUCCUCCAGAGCCCCCCAUGAAGGCUUUUUAUAAACCAGAAUUGCCGCCAGUUUGUCUGGAAGAAUACAUGAUUUAAUUCGAUGAAGGGAAGCGAGGGCUGGGGCUGACAGUGUGUGCUGUGUGGUUGGGUUUUUCUUCCCCCUUGAUCCUGGGGCCUAGGAGAAAGCAUGAGCCUCAUCCCCACCCCUCAGCAGGCUCUUGAAGCCUCAGGCACUGUGCCUACAUGUCCAGAACACUUCAUGUCCUUGUGGCUUUGUGGCUGCUGCUUCUAUCAAAAUAAAAGUGUGACCUGGAUAAUAA
Molecule: messenger RNA, 4235 nt
Organism: Erinaceus europaeus (western European hedgehog)
Lineage: Eukaryota; Metazoa; Chordata; Mammalia; Eulipotyphla; Erinaceidae
Gene: DHCR24
Product: 24-dehydrocholesterol reductase
Exons: 9
Coding region: 302-1852 (516 amino acids)
Biological process (GO): steroid metabolic process
Cellular component (GO): cytoplasm; membrane
Molecular function (GO): FAD binding; Delta24(24-1) sterol reductase activity
Source: RefSeq, a predicted model, not a curated record